Geodia barretti is the source of this 306-nucleotide messenger RNA. The record is from the annotation of a GenBank genome assembly. NCBI's taxonomy places the organism in Eukaryota, Metazoa, Porifera, Demospongiae, Tetractinellida, Geodiidae.
UCGUGGGGAAGACGUAGUCUUCGGGUUUUCCACAGGCUGAGCUAGGAGAUGGCUGACCGGCCAGCAGGCAGAAAGGCAAGGGGUGGGAACAAGAAGAAGAGACGGAAGGCGGCGCGUGGAGAGGCGAACCGCGGCCGAUCUCAGCCCGUACCCCCGCAACCCUCGCCUUCUCCCCUGCCGACACUCGUUCGAGCACCUCGUCCAGGCGCUCCUACAGUCUCUGGCCAGACUCAUUCAACAAGUCAGAGUGAUUCACCAGGAGGUGCCCUGUCAGGCGUGUGACGAGUCAGCACCUCUCCCUCCUCU